AUGGGCUGGGUUUUGAUCUUCCUGGCGGAGUGGGGGGACCGCUCCAUGUUGGCAACCAUCACCUUGGCCAGCACCAAGAGCGCCCUGGGGGUCUUCAUCGGCGGCUGCUUGGGCCACCUCGUGGCCGGCACCUUGGCCGUGGUGAGCGGCCACUACCUGGAAGAGCACGUCAGCGAUCGAGUCGUCAAGCUUGUGGGCGGUGUUCUCUUCAUCGGCUUUGGUCUCACGACAUUGCUGAACAUCUACUGA
Molecule: messenger RNA, 249 nt
Organism: Effrenium voratum
Lineage: Eukaryota; Dinophyceae; Suessiales; Symbiodiniaceae
Source: the annotation of a GenBank genome assembly